GUGUCUCGAGCUACGUUGGAAAAUUGCAAGUUUUAUCUAAAUCAACUGCAGAAUACUUCAUUCGCCAGAUCUUAUCUGAGAGGAACAAUCUGGUCAUUCGAACAAGUAGAGCACGCAUGGCCAGUAAUUCAUGUAGAUUAUUCUGAUACUAAUUUGACUGAUUCAAGAUUUGAAAAAACAUCUUUUACAGUGAAUGUUCGAUUCGAUCAAGCCGAUCUCGACCGAAGUGAAUUCCUCGACCUGAAGUUCUCAUCUAAUUAUCAAUUCCGAAAUGUCAGCUUGAGAAGAGUUCGAUUCGUCCAGGUCAUGUUCGAUGGCGUGGAAUUUCUUCCAAUCAAUCUCAGUGAAUCGUAUUUUGACAACUGUCAUUUCCGACAUGUUCGCUUUGACUAUGUUGAUUUACAAAAAAACAGAGUUCAAUUCCAUAUCAAGUUCCGGCAAGAUUGAAUUCAAUCGCGUCAAUUUAAUCGGAUCAAAUAUAAAUGCAUCGUAUCAGGCUUAUUUGAAUAUAUUCAAUUCGCUCUUACCAAAUGGAACAUUCAUUUCAUCGCUCCGCUCAUUGGGAGUGAAUUUGAUUCAGAACGGUGGCGCUGAAGAAGGGCAAUGCUAUGCUAAUACACAUGAAAACUUAACUGGAGGAAUGAUUCCUCUUGGUUGGCAACGAGAUGGUGAUGCGUUUCAAGUUCUUUACAACGGUAGUGAUUGGAAAAUUGAUGAAAUGAACAAAGAGUGGGAGUCUUGCUUGUUCUAUGCUACUGCUCCACGUAGACAUAGAAAAGUUGUACUGCUACAAGUAAUUGAUGUGACUGAACUGGUCAUGCUAAUUGAUACACGGCGAGCUCGAUUUCAAGUUAGUGGAUAUUUAGGUGGCUUUGACGAUGAAAGGACUCAGACAACAAUGACAGUCAUCUUUCGAAAGAGAGAAAAUCGCAAUGAAACAUUAAUAGUUGGUAGGUAUUAUUCAUGGAAGAAUUUUUGCAAAUCAAUCAGCAGUUCUCUAUUAAUUUACGUGUUUAUUUAGGUAAAGUGUCAAAUAUUGAUCGUCGAAAUAAAACUACUCUAUUAUUUCGCGAUCAAACUAAUGUGAUACCGACUGGAACGACAUCGAUCAUUUUCCAACUGAUUUUCGAUCGAGUACAAAGCGCAAAUACAGUAAGAUUGGGCAUAGCAGAUCAAUUGAUGUUCAUUAUCAAACAAAGAUGAAUAAAUGUAAGACAUUUGGCUUGCUUUAUUUUCGUAGGCUGUACAUAAAUGUGUUAUUAGCCCAAACAAAGAGAACAUCAUGAAAAGUUUUACUUUCUCAAGUAGCAUUUCAAUCACGGUAUAAGAUCAAAAUGGUAUUCAAGCUCGAAUGUCUGCAAUUGCUAGCUUCUUGUAGUGUGCUUCUCAUAUGACAAAAAGAAAUGUCUUUAUCUAUUUUUCGGUAUUUUCGAUAUCUCUGUAAAUUUGUUACGGAUAAUGAUUCGAAUAUAUCUCGGUAAUUGCAACUCAAGAGUCAAUACCGAUGCAAUAUCGUAAUUAUGACGAGGUGAAAAAAAAAGAAAUUCGAUAAUAGCGCUCUAUUGUUGUGAGUAAGAAAUCAAUAUGACGAAUCGAUCCGUACGAGUACAAUUAUUGUAGAUAUUCCAUCAUCCUUAAUCGUAUCAAAUUGAGAAUGAGUCAAUUGGACUUAACUUUCAUCAUUACCCUCAAGAUAGAUUUCGAGCUCAAUAGAAAUGGCUCUAGUUAUACGCAAAAUAUCAUUCUUGUAAAUGAUCCAGCAAACAUUUGUUAUUUAUGAAAAUAUCGCUCAACUAUGAUAAUCUAUUGACUGAAAUUCAAAUCCUUGGCAGCAUCUUCUUUCAUUUGCCUUUUUGCUUUUUUAUCUCGUCACAACUAUCUGCUAUUUGUUCACAUAUAUCAUAUCCAAUCACGUUUGAUUGUUCAAACAUUUUUCUGCAUCACGACUUCUACAUCAAUUUUCUUACACAGUGUGGCAUCCAGAAGGUGGGUGAAGGCGAGUGAGUUUACUACGAUAGAUUCAACCCACCAUACGACGCAUUGCACCAAAAAGUGGAUGAGUUGCGACACAUCUAGAAUAAUAGAGAAAUAGUCGAUUUUGAUUGUGGAGAUGAAACCGUCUGCGAAGAAGGGGGUAGAUCUCUGUGUGCUGCGGUUUGAAAGGAGAUGGAAUAGUGGGGAUUGGUGAUUCUUUUAGAGGCUUUACAUGGGUAAUCAAAUAUUUUAGAUGAUACGGGAUGUUUAUUUUUGUAACUAUGUAAGUUUACAAGUGAAUUGUUAGAUGUGUUGUGCAGAGAAAAGUUUUUACGGAUGUGGGUGUGGGUGUAUCUAUUGUUGUGAUUCACAGCCACACCCGUUCUGUAUUAUUGCUAUAGAACAAAGCUGUUCAAUAACUCUUAAAUAUCACCUUUCAAAAAACAAUAGAAAACAAUUGGAAGAGAAACCGACAUAUAUAUUAUCUUUAGAUUGUAAUGAGUUAAUAGUAAUAAAUAAUAUAAUACAAUACCACUAAGAACUACGUUGGUUAUCUUCAUCAUUUCUAUAUGAUAAUGAUCGAAAUAAAUGUAAUAGAAUUUUUACUAUACAAUAUAAAAGAAUGAUAAUAAUGAUAAUAAUAAUAUUAUUAACCGAAAUUUAUCAUCAACAACUGAUACUUUUAUUAUGAUUGUUGCUGUUCAUUUAACAUUUAUAACCGAUAAUUUCAUUAAUAAAAAAAUCCUUUUCUACGAUUAAUCUGUAGAUAUAAAUUGGAAAGCAAAUUGUUGUUUUCUAGUAAUUUUCUUUAUACAUAAUGUGAUAAAAUUGAAUUUGAUUUUGGUUUUAUUCUUCAAGAAAUCCUAUGAACGACGUAUCAAUAUUAGCAAAAAGAAAACACUUUUACCUACAAUUUCUAGAAUUCUAUUUUUAAUAAAUGCUGUCAUUGCUGUUUAUGAGCUAACUUUUUAUUUUGAAUUAUAGUUAAUGAAAACUAUAUGAUUUUAUGACAGUACAAAUUGUAUUUGUAUUUGCGCAUCUCUAAUUGAUUCAUAUAAUAAUUAAAUUCUUGUACAUCGAAGUGAGUAGAUAUUAACUGAUCAAUAUUCGAAUUAAUAUUUCUGAUCGUUUCUCAAAUUGAUUAAAUGACUAAUUUCAAUGACUGAUGCUAGAUUACAUUUACUGUAGUAAUUAAUAACGAAAACUUUCAAGUUAUCGAGUCAAUGUUUACGACUAGGCAAGAAAUACGUAACGAUCUACCUGUUGAUGAUACUCAAGCAGAGAAGCAUAUCUGAAAAACGCGUUUUAAUGCUCUAAUCGUGGUUCUAGUUUGAGCAUUUUCACGCCCAUUCAGAGAAACGCCAAAACUAGCCACUUUCACAAUGUAAGUUACAUGAAGACGCUUACCAAGACCACUUUUACAUUUGGACAACGUCCGAAAAGUUUUUUCCAGAAUAUUUUUCAGAUGCAAAAGUUGCCUUUUUAAGGAUCUUUAUACCAAUUUUAUUGUGAAAGUGUCUGGCUUUGGAGUUUCUCCCAAUGGACGUGAAAACACUCAAAUGAGAACUGCGAUUAGAAUCUUUAAAAGCAUUUUCAGAAAUUCUUGUCAAUUUAAAGUAUAGGGAUAAGUUUUUAUCUAAAAUUUUGAAAUAAGUUAAUAAGAAAGAAGGAAGGUCAUUGAUACAAAUGUGAUAAUAUACAAUAUGAAAUAUCUGUUAGUAUUUGUUCCUGUGAUAUAAAAGUAUCAAUUGAUAAAUUAAAAGGUGAAUAUAAUAUAAGUAUAAAUAAUCGUGUAUGGCUUCGUUCAUCAUAUACAGAUUUAUAUAGUAAUAAUAAAUGGUAUACAUCUAAAGAUGGAUCACUUUCUUUAAUUGAUAUUUGUUUUAAAGAAGGAAAUGAUUCAAUAUUAGGAAUAUGGAAUCAAACUGAAUUAAUUUAUAAUUUUAAUUUAAAUGGACAAUAA
Molecule: messenger RNA, 3937 nt
Organism: Rotaria sp. Silwood2
Lineage: Eukaryota; Metazoa; Rotifera; Eurotatoria; Philodinida; Philodinidae
Source: the annotation of a GenBank genome assembly